AUGUACUUCACUCAGGCUCUUACCGUUGCGCUUUCCCUUUCGGCUGCUGCCGUCAAGGCUGCCCCCGUUCCCGGCAGUCAGAAGGACACCUCGAAGCUCGUGCUUCGUUCGGUCCACGAGAGCCAGAUCGCCGUCCGGAGCGUAGGCAUCAGCGAUGCCGUCAGCUCGAGGCCGCUUCAGGCUCGCGGUCUCGACCCCGUCACCCACUUGCGCAGGGCCAUCGACCUUCGCUUCGGCAACGUCGACCCCAAGGCGCGCGACCUUGCCAUGGUCACCGAACUUCACCGUCGAGGCCUGCUCGACCAGCUCAUCGCAGCUCUACGCGACCUGAUCAUCACCCUUCUUGGCAAGGGAGGUGGAAUGUCGCGCCGACAGGCGAGCACCGAACAGCUCGAGCAGGCCAUUCACCAGGUCACCUGCAUCCUCGAUGCUCUCUUUGGCAACACCGACAGCGACGGCACAUGUGCCGACGUGCUCGGCGGUGCGGCCAACUCAACCAACACCACUGGUGCUGCUGCCAACCGAACCGCCUCGCCUCUCGAGAAGAAGCUCUCCGCUCUCGGCGCUCAGCUCCGCAACGGAACGAGCAUCACCGAGAUGGUGGACGACUACAUGGCCGGCAAGCAGGGCAGCGCCUCCACCGCUGCUCAGGCUUCCAAGGCUGUGCCCGCUGCCGCUAAGGCAACCGGCACCAAGAAGGCCGACAAGAAGGACAAGGCCAAGCACCACCCUGCCAAGAACGCCACCUCGACCGACACGACUGCUUCCGCGGCCAAACAGCAGCAGAAGCGCUCCACCGAACUCCUCGAGGCCCGACAGGACUCGGGCCUCACUGGUCUUCUGGUGGCUCUGCGUGAUGUUGUGGACACAAUCCUCAACACGCUGCUGCCCAUGUCUUCGCGCGCCGAGAGCGACAACUCGACCUCUACGACGUCCUCCUCGGGCAAGUGGCCUCCUCAGGACUGCCCUCCGCCCACGCCCAACGAUGGCAUGUACCGUCCCGGCUGCCCCGGGUACGGUCGACGUGACAUCGCCGUGCGCAGGAGCAUGGACCAGCUCGGCGAACGCGACGCCAACAUCCUGCAGAGCAUCAUGCCAAUGAUCCAGAUGCUCCUCGAGCAGCUGCCCGCCCUCAUCAAGUCGAUGGCCUCCGACCCCAACGCCACAUCGACCGUCACCUCUGUGACGAACGCCGGCACCACGACCACUGGCCCCACCGCAGCCGCCGAUGAUGCCUUCUCGCAGAUCAUGUCUGCGCUCGGCUAUGGUGGCGAGGCGGCCAGCCCCAGCCCUUCCUCCGGCUCCAAGACCGGCUCUGCUGCCAAGGCGCAGUCGACCGGUGCUGCUGCCGGGACCAAUGGCACCAGCUCGGCUGCUCGCAGCGCGGCCAACCUCAGUCAGAACUUUGCCCGCGAUCUGCUCGAUGGCGAUGGCAUGAACCUUGGCAAGCGCCAGACAGGCACCGGUGGUGUCACAGAUGGUGUCACCGACGCCCUUGGCAGCGACAACUGCGACGCCAGCGGCAACUCUGGCGGCAUCAAUGUCAGCCUGCUCAACAACCUGCUCAAUGGUCUGCUGAGCGGCCUGGGCCGACGCAGCGAAGACUCGAUCCCGCUCGAGUUCUUCAAGCGCCAGGCGACCACAGACGACGGCGACACUGUCAUCGGCAGUGGCAACUGCAGCGCCAGCAACAACACUGGCGGUGUCAACCUCAGUCUUCUCGACAACCUGCUUAACGGCCUUCUUUCGGGCAUCGGCCGCCGUGACGUCCCCGCCGAGGGAAUGGUCUCGGUCGAGGCGCUGAAGCGGGACGCGGCCGAGCCGCUCGCUGAGCGUGCCGACUUUGCGCCCGUGUGGACCGAGAUCAAGAAGAUCGGUAACGAGCACUUCCACAUUGCUCGCGAUCUCUCGAACACCGAAGAAGCCGCCACUGCCGCCAAGCGCGAUGCCAACACCGACGAUGCACCCGACUUUACUCCUGUCUGGGAAGCCUUCCGCGACCUUGUAGACAGCGGCUACUCUCAGGCGGCUGAGGGUUCGUCUGCCCAACGUCGCGACGCCGGUGCUCCGCUCAAGCUCGACUACAAGCCUCUGAUGAAGGCCGGCAUCAAGUUCGGCAAGCAGGUGUUCAAGUCGUUCACUUCGCAGCACGCCAAGCGCUCCACCGACUUCAAGCCCUUCGUUGAUGCGGCUAGCAGCUUUGCUGCCACCGCGAUCAAGGAGAUGUGGAAGUCGUCGUAA
This is a messenger RNA of Moesziomyces antarcticus, 2241 nucleotides long. RefSeq lists its product as uncharacterized. Lineage: Eukaryota; Fungi; Basidiomycota; Ustilaginomycetes; Ustilaginales; Ustilaginaceae. Bases 1 to 2241 code for a protein of 746 amino acids. The record is from RefSeq and is a predicted model, not a curated record. The transcript has a single exon.